GUCGUUCGAGGGGGGGCCGAAGGUGUUGAAGGGGGGCGCUGGAGCUUUUCUGUUGCUGUAGUCUAUGGUGCGUCAAGGCAGCUCCUUAGCGAUACAAUCAGACGAGAGAAGGGGGGUGAGAGGGAAAAAAACGCGAGCUGGCUGAGUCGCCCUUUGUUUCUAGCUAGCUAGCUGCUGAUAGAAAACGAGGGGAAGAUACCGGCGAAACCAAAAUUUCCUGUCGGACGGUGAUUGCUGGGUUCUCACGUGCAGGAUUGGCUGAGACAUGUCCACUCCGGACCCCCCUAUUGGAGGGACGCCUCGCCCGGGCCCCUCCCCUGGCCCGGGCCCCUCCCCUGGAGCCAUGUUGGGACCCUCCCCUGGACCCUCCCCAGGCUCCACCCACAGCAUGAUGGGACCCAGCCCAGGGCCCCCCUCAGCGGGACACCCCCUGCCCCCCCAGGGGCCCUCCGGGUACCCCCAGGAAAACAUGCACCCCAUGCACAAACCCAUGGAGGGUAUGCAUGAGAAGGGCAUGGCUGACGACCCCCGCUACGGGCAGAUGAAGGGCAUGGGCAUGAGGCCUGGGGGGCACAGUGGAAUGGGACCCCCUCCCAGCCCCAUGGACCAGCACUCCCAAGGUUACCCCUCUCCAUUGGGGGGCUCCGAGCACGCGCCCAGCCCCGUCCCGGCGAACGGCCCCCCCUCUGGUCCCAUGAUGCCCUCCGGCCCCGGCGGGGUGCCCAUGGACGGCGGGGACCCCCAGCAGAACCGGGCCGGGGUCCAGAGCGGAGCCGGGGCUCCCGGGGGCGCUGGCGGGCCCACGCCCUUCAACCAGAACCAGCUGCACCAGCUGAGGGCCCAGAUCAUGGCCUACAAGAUGCUGGCGCGCGGGCAGCCGCUGCCCGACCACCUGCAGAUGGCUGUGCAGGGCAAGAGGCCCAUGCCCGGCAUGCAGCAGCCCAUGGCCAACAUGCCCCCGUCUACCGGCCCCGGGGCUGGGCCUGGGUCAGGCCCCGGACCUGCACCCUCCAACUACAACAGACCUCAUGGAAUGGUGGGACCAAACAUGCCACCUCCCGGACCGUCCGGUGUUCCCCCGGGAAUGCCGGGACAGCCCCCCAACGGACCUCCGAAAACAUGGCCUGAAGGGCCAAUGGUGAACGCAGCCGCCCCGUCCAGCACUCCCCAGAAGCUGAUCCCCCCGCAGCCGACGGGCCGCCCCUCGCCCGCGCCCCCCUCCGUGCCCCCUGCCGCCUCCCCGGUCAUGCCGCCCCAGACCCAGUCGCCGGGGCAACCGUCACAGCCCGCGCCCAUGGUGCUGCACCAGAAGCAGAACCGCAUCACGCCCAUCCAGAAGCCCCGCGGGCUGGACCCGGUCGAGAUCCUGCAGGAGCGCGAGUACAGACUGCAGGCGCGCAUCGCUCACCGCAUCCAGGAGCUGGAGAACCUGCCCGGCUCGCUGGCCGGAGACCUACGGACCAAAGCCAACAUUGAGCUCAAAGCGCUGAGGCUGCUCAACUUCCAGAGACAGCUGCGCCAGGAGGUGGUGGUGUGCAUGCGGCGCGACACCGCCCUGGAGACGGCGCUCAACGCCAAGGCCUACAAGCGCAGCAAGCGGCAGUCCCUGCGCGAGGCCCGCAUCACCGAGAAGCUGGAGAAGCAGCAGAAGAUCGAGCAGGAGCGCAAGCGGCGCCAGAAGCACCAGGAGUACCUCAACAGCAUCCUCCAGCACGCCAAGGACUUCAAGGAGUACCACCGCUCCGUCACCGGCAAGAUCCAGAAGCUGACCAAAGCCGUGGCCACCUACCACACCAACACGGAGCGCGAGCAGAAGAAGGAGAACGAGCGCAUCGAGAAGGAGAGAAUGAGGAGGCUGAUGGCCGAGGACGAGGAGGGCUACAGGAAGCUGAUCGACCAGAAGAAGGACAAGCGCCUGGCCUACCUGCUGCAGCAGACGGACGAGUACGUGGCCAACCUGACCGAGCUGGUGCGCGCCCACAAAGCUGUCCAGGCCCUCAAGGAGAAGAAGAAGAAGAAGAAAAAGAAGAAGAAGCAGGAGAACGCCGAGGGCCAGAACCCUGCCCUGGGGCCGGAUGGAGAGCCCCUGGAUGAGACCAGCCAGAUGAGUGAUCUGCCCGUCAAGCUGAUCCACGUGGACAGCGGCAAGAUCCUGACUGGGGUCGACGCCCCCAAGGCGGGGCAGCUGGAGGCCUGGCUGGAGAUGAACCCAGGGUAUGAAGUGGCCCCCCGGUCCGACAGCGAGGACAGUGGGUCUGAGGAGGAGGAGGUAUGUGAGUCAUUCCAUAUUGACUCGGAUGAGGAGGAGGACCCCCAGCCAUCUCAGGCCCCGGUGGAGGACAAGAAGAAGAUCCCCGACCCAGACAGCGAGGACGUGUCGGAGGUGGACGCCCGCCACAUCAUCGAACACGCCAAGCAGGACGUGGAUGACGAGUACGGGAGCGCGGCCUUCGCCCGCGGCCUGCAGUCCUACUACGCCGUGGCCCACGCCGUCACCGAGAAGGUGGAUCGCCAGUCCUCUCUGCUGGUCAACGGACAGCUCAAACAGUACCAGAUCAAAGGCCUGGAGUGGCUGGUGUCCCUGUACAACAACAACCUCAACGGGAUCCUGGCGGACGAGAUGGGCCUGGGCAAAACCAUCCAGACCAUCGCCCUCAUCACGUACCUCAUGGAGUACAAGCGCAUCAACGGCCCCUUCCUCAUCAUUGUGCCCCUCUCAACUCUCUCCAACUGGGUGUACGAAUUUGACAAGUGGGCUCCAUCUGUGGUGAAGGUGUCUUACAAGGGAUCCCCUGCUGCUAGACGGGCUUUCGUUCCUCAGCUGCGCAGCGGGAAGUUCAACGUGCUGCUCACCACCUACGAGUACAUCAUCAAGGAUAAGCAAGUGCUGGCCAAGAUCCGCUGGAAGUACAUGAUCGUGGACGAGGGCCACCGCAUGAAGAACCACCACUGCAAGCUGACGCAGGUGCUGAACACGCACUACCUGGCCCCGCGGAGGCUGCUGCUGACCGGCACGCCGCUGCAGAACAAGCUGCCCGAGCUCUGGGCCCUGCUCAACUUCCUGCUGCCCACCAUCUUCAAGAGCUGCAGCACCUUCGAGCAGUGGUUCAACGCCCCCUUCGCCAUGACCGGAGAGAAGGUGGAUCUGAAUGAGGAGGAGACCAUCCUAAUUAUUAGGCGUCUGCAUAAGGUUCUGAGGCCCUUCCUGCUGCGGCGACUCAAAAAGGAGGUGGAGGCGCAGCUUCCUGAGAAGGUGGAGUACGUGAUCAAGUGCGACAUGUCGGCCCUGCAGAGGGUGCUGUACCGACACAUGCAGGCCAAGGGCGUCCUGCUGACCGACGGCUCCGAGAAAGACAAGAAGGGUAAGGGCGGUACCAAGACCCUGAUGAACACCAUCAUGCAGCUGAGGAAGAUCUGCAACCACCCCUACAUGUUCCAGCACAUCGAGGAGUCCUUCUCCGAGCACUUAGGAUUCAGUGGCGGGAUAGUGCAAGGACCCGACCUGUACCGUGCCUCCGGGAAGUUCGAGCUGCUAGACCGCAUCCUGCCCAAGCUGCGUGCCACCAACCACAAGGUGCUGCUCUUCUGCCAGAUGACCUCGCUCAUGACCAUCAUGGAGGACUACUUCGCCUACCGCAACUUCAAGUACCUGCGUCUGGACGGCACUACGAAGGCGGAGGACCGCGGCAUGCUGCUGAAGACCUUCAACGACCCGGCCUCCCAGUACUUCAUCUUCCUCCUGAGCACUAGGGCCGGGGGGCUGGGCCUCAACCUGCAGUCGGCCGACACCGUCAUCAUCUUCGACAGCGACUGGAACCCCCACCAGGACCUGCAAGCCCAGGACCGCGCCCACCGCAUCGGGCAGCAGAACGAGGUGCGUGUGCUGCGCCUCUGCACCGUCAACAGCGUGGAGGAGAAGAUCCUGGCCGCCGCCAAGUACAAGCUCAACGUGGACCAGAAGGUCAUCCAGGCUGGCAUGUUCGACCAGAAGUCGUCCAGCCACGAGCGGCGGGCCUUCCUGCAGGCCAUCCUGGAGCACGAGGAGCAGGACGAGGAGGAGGAUGAGGUGCCUGACGAUGAGACGGUGAACCAGAUGAUUGCCCGCAGCGAGGAGGAGUUUGACCACUUCAUGAGGAUGGAUCUGGACCGGCGCCGGGAGGAGGCCCGCAACCCGAAGCGGAAGCCGAGGCUGAUGGAGGAGGACGAGCUGCCCACCUGGAUCAUGAAGGACGACGCCGAGGUGGAGCGGCUCACCUGCGAAGAGGAGGAGGAGAAGAUGUUCGGCCGCGGCUCCCGCCAGCGCAAGGAAGUGGACUACAGCGACUCGCUCACCGAGAAGCAGUGGCUCAAGGCGAUCGAGGAGGGUACGCUGGAGGAGAUCGAGGAGGAGGUGCGGCACAAGAAGACGACGCGCAAGCGCAAGCGGGACCGCGACAUGGACCUGCCGGGCCCGGCCACGCCCGGCGCCAGCGGGGCCCGCGGCCGCGACAAGGACGACGACAUCAAGAAGCAGAAGAAGCGCGGCCGCCCCCCCGCCGAGAAGCUCUCGCCCAACCCCCCCGCCCUCACCAAGAAGAUGAAGAAGAUCGUGGACGCCGUCAUCAAGUACAAGGACAGCAGCGGGCGGCAGCUGAGCGAGGUCUUCAUUCAGCUGCCCUCUCGCAAAGAGCUCCCGGAAUACUACGAGCUCAUCCGCAAGCCCGUGGACUUCAGGAAGAUCAAGGAACGAAUCCGGAGCCACAAAUACCGCAGCCUGAACGACCUGGAGAAGGACGUGAUGCUGCUGUGCCAGAACGCCCAGACCUUCAACCUGGAGGGCUCGCUGAUCUACGAGGACUCCAUCGUGCUGCAGUCGGUUUUCACCAGCGUGCGGCAGAAGAUCGAGAAGGAGGAGGACAGCGAGGGUGAGGAGAGCGAGGAAGAGGAGGAGGACGCGGACGAAGGCUCCGAGUCUGAGUCCCGCUCGGUGAAGGUGAAGAUCAAACUGGGCCGGAAGGAGAAGGGUCUGGAGCGCGGGAAGGGCCGGCGCCGGAUGGGCCGCGGCUCCAGGGCCAAGCCCGUGGUGAGCGACGACGACAGCGAGGAGGAGCAGGAGGAGGAGCGUUCAGCCAGCGGAAGCGAAGAAGACUGAGAGCCACACCCCCCCACCCCACCCCCUCCCCUAAAGGACCAAUCCCCACAAUGCCUCUUUCCAGGAAAUUAUAUAUUUUAUUUAGCAAAAUCAACAGUGGAAUACAUGUAAGGGCGGGGUAUGAGUGGGGUAGCUGUACUUAGAUGAGCUGAUUUUUUUAGCGCACAGUGUAUGAAAUGAUUAAAUAAACCUAAAAUAAAAACCAACAAAAAAAAUCAUAAAAUUUAAAAUUAAAUACUUCCACAUCCAUAUUUAAACAGCAACCCCCGGUAUAAUUUGUAGAGCUGUCUACGUGUUUUUUUUUUUUUUUUUUUUUUCCUCGUUUGUGUUUUUUUUUUUUUCUUAAUUUUAAGUUUGAAAGGGCUUUGCAGACCAUUCGAGGACCACAGGGCGAAUUUACUUGACUUUUUAAAGUUGAAUUUAUUUUGUCUUGAGUGUGUGAGGACAUUGGAGCCGAUGGUGUGUUCGCCAGACCCAGGAAUGCGUGUUGUGUGUCUGUACAACUGCAUUCUGUUUGCCCUCUUCUGUUCCCCUCUGUAUGUUAAUUUAAGGAAACGAAUGGGGUCACGGUACGACUCUCUCGCCCUCUUCUCCCCCACGACACACCCCGGCCACGGGGAAGGGACGGGGGAGGGGGUGGGAGGGGACUGUGUUUCGUGUCGGUGUCACUGGAUUUCAAAACUACAAUA
Megalops cyprinoides (Indo-Pacific tarpon) is the source of this 5820-nucleotide messenger RNA. It is a transcript of the gene smarca4a, whose product is annotated as SWI/SNF related, matrix associated, actin dependent regulator of chromatin, subfamily a, member 4a. The transcript is spliced from 34 exons. Gene Ontology annotation, cellular component: nucleus. Gene Ontology annotation, biological process: positive regulation of transcription by RNA polymerase II. The record is from RefSeq and is a predicted model, not a curated record. Gene Ontology annotation, molecular function: histone binding; ATP binding; ATP-dependent chromatin remodeler activity. The coding region runs from base 266 to 5131 and encodes 1621 amino acids. NCBI's taxonomy places the organism in Eukaryota, Metazoa, Chordata, Actinopteri, Elopiformes, Megalopidae.